AGCACCCACGUGCUAAGAAAGAUUGGGAAAGGUGAGCCUGCUCGGCGCCGGUGGUCCUCAGAAGGCGGAUACUCGAAGGGACUUCCUUUUCCUAGCCUUAAAUUGGGGCGCAGUCCUCCUCCUUGGGUUUCUCUUUACUAGGAGGUUGGAGCUAUCCCUGGAUCUGGCUCACGGAGUUUUUGAGUCUUUCACUGCUGAGAUUUCUUACAUCUAACCAUGCGUCUUUCGGCCCUGCUGGCCUUGGCAUCCAAAGCCACUCCCGGUCUCAACCACCGUUGAUGAGAUGAUGGGAUGAGCCGACCAGGCUCCCUAUCAGACAAGAGGAAUCCCCAAUGGAGCAGGCGGCGCCCAAUGGUGGUAGAGCCCAUCUCUGAGGAAGACUGGCACCUAUUCUGUAGAGACAUGGUGGGGAUCUUAGAAGGCAAGGACGCUGGGAAGCAGGGCAAAGUGGUUCAGGUCAUUCGAGAGCAGAACUGUGUUGUCCUGGAGGGGCUGAACACGCAUUUCCGCUAUAUUGGCAGAACCAAGGAUCAUCGAGGGACCAUGAUCCCCAGUGAAGCUCCCUUGCUUCAUAACCAGGUCAAGCUAGUGGACCCUGUGGACAGGAAACCCACUGAGAUCCAGUGGAGAUUUACUGAGGAAGGAGAGCGGCUUCGAGUCUCUACAAGAUCUGGGAGAAUUAUCCCCAAACCUGAAUUUCCUAGAGCAGAUGGCAUUGUCCCAGAAACAUGGACUGAUGGCCCCAAGGACACAUCAGUGGAAGAUGCUCUAGAAAGAACCUAUGUGCCCCGGCUAAAGACAUUAGAAGAAGAGGUGAUGGAGGCAAUGGGGAUCCAGGAGACUCGAAGACACAAGAAGGUUUAUUGGUAUUGAGUCCAAGAGUGCUGCUUCUGCCUACUCAGUCUUCACCUUGAGGGUGGGGAAUCCUCCUCCUCCAACACCAAUAAAGAGCCCUGAGUGCA
Messenger RNA from Peromyscus californicus insignis, 962 nucleotides. Its product is annotated as 39S ribosomal protein L24, mitochondrial-like. Gene Ontology annotation, biological process: translation. The transcript has a single exon. Gene Ontology annotation, molecular function: structural constituent of ribosome; RNA binding. Lineage: Eukaryota; Metazoa; Chordata; Mammalia; Rodentia; Cricetidae. The record is from RefSeq and is a predicted model, not a curated record. Gene Ontology annotation, cellular component: mitochondrion; ribosome.